Neospora caninum is the source of this 1098-nucleotide messenger RNA. Its product is annotated as 200 kDa antigen p200, related. The transcript has a single exon. Bases 1 to 1098 code for a protein of 365 amino acids. The record is from RefSeq and is a predicted model, not a curated record. NCBI's taxonomy places the organism in Eukaryota, Apicomplexa, Conoidasida, Eucoccidiorida, Sarcocystidae.
AUGGAAAAGAACCGGUGCAAACCGCAGAAAAGUCGAGGCAAGAAAGAAGCGAACGGUCGCCAGAGAAGAGCUGGCAAGGAGAGAAAGAAAGAAGCGAACGGUCGCCAGAGAAGAGCUGGCAAGGAGAGAAAGAAAGAAGCGAACGGUCGCCAGAGAAGAGCUGGCAAGGAGAGAAAGAAAGAAGCGAACGGUCGCCAGAGAAGAGCUGGCAAGGAGAGAAAGAAAGAAGCGAACGGUCGCCAGAGAAGAGCUGGCAAGGAGAGAAAGAAAGAAGCGAACGGUCGCCAGAGAAGAGCUGGCAAGGAGAGAAAGAAAGAAGCGAACGGUCGCCAGAGAAGAGCUGGCAAGGAGAGAAAGAAAGAAGCGAACGGUCGCCAGAGAAGAGCUGGCAAGGAGAGAAAGAAAGAAGCGAACGGUCGCCAGAGAAGAGCUGGCAAGGAGAGAAAGAAAGAAGCGAACGGUCGCCAGAGAAGAGCUGGCAAGGAGAGAAAGAAAGAAGCGAACGGUCGCCAGAGAAGAGCUGGCAAGGAGAGAAAGAAAGAAGCGAACGGUCGCCAGAGAAGAGCUGGCAAGGAGAGAAAGAAAGAAGCGAACGGUCGCCAGAGAAGAGCUGGCAAGGAGAGAAAGAAAGAAGCGAACGGUCGCCAGAGAAGAGCUGGCAAGGAGAGAAAGAAAGAAGCGAACGGUCGCCAGAGAAGAGCUGGCAAGGAGAGAAAGAAAGAAGCGAACGGUCGCCAGAGAAGAGCUGGCAAGGAGAGAAAGAAAGAAGCGAACGGUCGCCAGAGAAGAGCUGGCAAGGAGAGAAAGAAAGAAGCGAACGGUCGCCAGAGAAGAGCUGGCAAGGAGAGAAAGAAAGAAGCGAACGGUCGCCAGAGAAGAGCUGGCAAGGAGAGAAAGAAAGAAGCGAACGGUCGCCAGAGAAGAGCUGGCAAGGAGAGAAAGAAAGAAGCGAACGGUCGCCAGAGAAGAGCUGGCAAGGAGAGAAAGAAAGAAGCGAACGGUCGCCAGAGAAGAGCUGGCAAGGAGAGAAAGAAAGAAGCGAACGGUCGCCAGAGAAGAGCUGGCAAGGAGAGAAAGAAAGAAGGACGAGUUGCGUAA